Messenger RNA from Homarus americanus (American lobster), 4657 nucleotides. RefSeq names its product alpha-1-inhibitor 3-like. Gene Ontology annotation, cellular component: extracellular region. The transcript has 27 exons. Gene Ontology annotation, molecular function: endopeptidase inhibitor activity. Bases 48 to 4445 code for a protein of 1465 amino acids. The record is from RefSeq and is a predicted model, not a curated record. NCBI's taxonomy places the organism in Eukaryota, Metazoa, Arthropoda, Malacostraca, Decapoda, Nephropidae.
GUUCAGUCGCACCACGAACCCUCUGUCGAGAAGGAUUGUUUGGCGUUAUGGCGCCCAUGAUCCUGACAGCGGCGGUCUUCACCUUGGCUGUCACCAUCACCUUCUGUAGCGGGAACUAUAUAAUCACGACACCACGAGAAUGGGUAACCGAGCAGCUGACUCAGGUGUGUGUGUGGGUGACUGACCCGUCCGCCCCAGCUGGCUCUCUCCAACUGAACGUCAAGUACACCAGGACCCACACGAAGAAGGAGGACGAGGUGAUCGUUGUGGUGCCUUCCGUCACCAUCCCUGUCCCUGCAGGUAAGACCGAAUUCUGUGAAGACUUGUAUGUCCCAAAGACAGCAAAAUUCUACUAUGGGAGUAAGUUGUACAUGACGGGCCAGGUGGCUGGCUUCAAAAUCAACCAAACGGUUCCUCUCUCCCUCGACCACAAUCGGCUCACCACCAUCAUACAGACGGACAAGUACCUCUACAAGCCAGGCCAGAAAGUUCAGAUGAGGAUGAUAUCUUACACCGGGCCUUUCUUUAACAUCUCUAGCCAGCCCUACCGUGAGGUGUGGGUGCAGACGCCAUCUCGAACCCGCAUUGCCCAGUGGUUAAAUGUUGACAACUCUGCUGGCCUCGUCCACCUGGAUAUGACUCUGGCGGAUGAACCUGAGCAGGGAGUCUACACAAUAAUCGCUGAGAAUGUGCACAACAGCACGACCAGAACAAGCUUUAAGGUGGAGGAAUACGUCUUACCGCGCUUCGAACUGAUAGUCACAGCUCCGAAACUUCUACUUGCCACUGACAAAACCUUCACUUUCACUGUGUGCGCCAAGUACACAUUUGGUGAGCCUGUCAACGGGAAUCUCACAGUGGAGGUCAGCAACAUGAAGAGCAGAGAAUGCCACGUGUCCUUGAACAAAACUUAUACAUUCACAGGUUGCAAGGACAUCGAAGUAUUUUCAGAAGAUAUCAAGAUGAUCGGCUGUAGGGUGAACACAGUGAGAGCCAAGGCUAUACUGACAGAGGAAGGCACAGGGGUCGUGCUGUCAGGAGUCACUCGUGCCUCCGUCUCCCGCCGUGCUGUCGAUUUCAAGACCAUAUUCAAUGAUAAUUAUAUGAAACCAAAUCUACCUUAUACCUUGAAGGUAAAGGCUGAGCUGCCAGAUAAGAGCCCUGCAGGUGGUUUACUGGUGGAGUUGUGUACUGAUGAGAGCUGCACCAACAUCACUACACCCCAAGAUGGUGUGAUUACUACAGUUCUUCCUCCUAGUAGUGUUAGAAAUAUCUUAAUGAAAGCUCUUAACAGCCGAGCCAUGAUGUAUGAGUCAUCCUUCUCGACCACCAUUGAACAUUACUUCUCUCCUUCUAACUCCUCCCUGCUGAUCCACGCACCAGAGGGUCGCCUCAAGUGUAGCGGUAACGACCUCCGCCACAGUCUCCCCGUCCUCUUCUCUGCCAACAACCAACCUCGUGCCUUCAUCACUGUCCAGGUUGUGUCACGUAAGCAGAUUCAGUAUUCGAACACUCAGGAGUAUGACUUGAUUGGCAGCCCGCUUCCAGGUGAUGCCCAGCAGCUACAGGAGCCUCUGUCAGCAUUCUCCUCCACCACAACCACUGGCGUCAUCUACGUCUCCAUUACACUGCCGGCCACAGCCUCACCAAAUGCCAGGGUAAUAGUAUGGUACACGCGGGCGGACGGGGAGAUGGUGACGGACACUCGGGAGCUGGAGGUAGAUAAGUGCCUUCCGAACACAGUUGACCUCAGCUGGUCGGAAGAGCAGGCACAACCAGGAGAACUGACCACUUUAAGCCUCUCAGGAGCACCACGGUCUCUUUGUAGCUUCAGUGUAGUGGACAAGAGCGUGCAACUUCUGCGCGGCGAGACGGAUCAUUUCUCCGUCGAGUCUCUCUUCUCCAGCAUCAACUACUACAAGAUCAGCAAGUGGAAUAACGCACAGUCUGAUGAUCAGAAGUACUGUAGGAAUCAACUAGGGAAAGGAGGAGAAAAGAAUUUCUAUAACUACUACAGCCCUUAUGUGGAUGCGCUUAAAAUGUUUGACGAAUCAGGUCUAUAUGUCUUCUCCAACCUGAAAGUGGAAACAAGACCAUGUAAAGAAGGAGAACAGCCGUAUUCUAAUAAUGGUGAUCGUAGUACUUUUGAUUCUCUGGGUAUUUUUGGAACUCGUAUCCAUGGAGGCAAAACACCAGCAGUCCAGUCUUCUGUUAGCGCUGCGCCUGAGAGAGACUCCGUCGAGACGGUAUCGGUGGAUUCUCCCCGGACAUAUUUUCCUGAAACUUGGUUGUGGGAUCUCACUGUUCUGCCGGUCUCUGGUAUCAGCAACCAAGAAGUGACCCUGCCAGACACAAUCACACAGUGGAUAGGCAAAGCCGUGUGUGUUCACCCACAGGAAGGUCUUGGGGUGUCCCAGCAAGUCAAUAUAACUACUUUCACACCAUUUUUUGUGGACCUCACCCUCCCACCCUCCGUCAAGCGAGGAGAAAUCCUGCCAGUCAAAAUUUCAGUCUUUAACUACCUCGACAUCUCGCUACCUGUUUCAGUGGCUUUACUGGAGAGUGUUGAGUACGAGAUCAUACCAUCUGGCCCUGGACCUCUAGGCCAAAAUGAGAUGUGCGUGAACUCCCAGAAAAAGAUGGUGCACACAGUGAAGAUCAAACCCUCGGUGAUCGGAGACGUAAACAUCACAGUGACAGCCUUUGUGGAUCAUCAGUAUUCAGGGGCGUGUGGAGUCAGGGAUACCACUGUCACUAAAAGUGACACCUUGAUUAAGCCCAUCACUGUUGAAGCUGAGGGUUUCCCAAGAGAGAAAACCUCGUCAGCUUAUAUUUGUUCAAGAGAUAUCAAGAAUGGGAUAGAUGCUCAUGGGACGUGGACGGUAGGAGCACCCCCAGCCAUUGUAGAAGGAUCAGACCGAGCUUGGGUGACGGCUGUUGGUGAUCUCCUGUCUCUCACACUGGAGAAUCUGGGCAACUUGAUUCGUAUGCCAUCUGGGUGCGGGGAACAGAACCUCCUGAACUUCGCCCCCAACAUUUUUAUCCUGCAGUACCUAAACGCCACUGGUCAGGACAAUAGACAUACCGCCAAGAAACUUGUCGACUACAUGAGGACAGGAUAUCAGCGUCAACUUCUGUACCGCCGUGAUGAUGGAUCCUUCAGUGGCUUUGGGAAUGCCGAUGACUCUGGCUCAACUUGGCUCACUGCUUUUGUCCUGAAAUCCUUUGCUCAGGCAGAACCAUAUAUAUAUAUUGACAGGGAGGAACUGGCAAGGACUAAGAGAUGGUUAUUAUCAACGCAAAAUGCCACUGGAUGUUUCUCCCCAGUGGGAAAAGUGUUCAACAAGGGCCUAAAGGGAGGUAUUGCUGGCAAGGACUCCCUGGUGCCCCUCACAGCCUAUGUGAUGAUUUCCCUGCUGGAAGCUGGACUGACACCUUCUGGUCAUCCCGUGUCAGCAGCUGUUAGGUGUUUGACUGCUGAUGCGUCCCAAGAUCCCUACACCCAGGCGCUGAAAGCUUACGCUCUGGCACUUGGCCGGCAGCCAGGGGCAGAUCAAGCUAUACUACAGUUAACUAAACAAGCAGUAACUACUAAGACUUCUAUGCAUUGGGAUAUAUGGAGUGGUCAAAGCAAAAGUAGUUCAUUGAUGGUUGAGACAGCUGGGUACGCUAUCCUAGCGAUGAUGACAGAAAACAGCAGGAGGUAUGAGUAUCAGGCAAGAAGAAUAGUCAAGUGGAUCUCUUCACAGAGAAAUGGCAGAGGAGGCUUUGUCUCAACACAGGAUACAGUUGUAGCCCUGCAAGCUAUGGCUCUUUACGAGUCCCGUUUCUACGAAGGUGACUUAAACAUGGUGGCUACAGUAAAAGCAGGUGGUUUGGAGCAUUCCUUCGCUGUGGCUGAGCACAAUAAGUUCCUGACACAACUGGUGCCACUACCCAACCUUCCAACCUCUGUCAGCCUCAGUAUCGUGGGUCAGGGCUGUACCAUUUUUCAGUCUGUUCUACGGUACAAUAUUCCUGAACCAGAAGCAAGUGACGCCUUCAGUCUCACAGUGACUAGCAAGACCGAGCCUGACAAGACCUGCGUUACUAAGCGCAUUAAUGCUUGUGCCAGCUAUCGACUCUCAGAUGGCAAGUCCAACAUGGCGAUCAUGGAGGUGAACCUUGUGUCUGGGUAUACACCUGAGAAAACUGACCUGAAACAAAUUACAAAAGCUAAUGGCAAGGUUAUAAAGAAGUAUGAAGUGGACGGCAGCAAAGUUUCCUUUUAUAUCGACGAGUUGACAGCAGAAAAAAUGUGUGUGAGUUUCCGUACUGUGCGUGAAGUAGACAUAGAGAACGUCAAGCCUGGGACCGUUGUGUUGUAUGACUACUACCAGCCAGAAUUUUCUAUUAGCGAGAACUUCAGGCUUCCCUCGCCCGACCACUGUAUCUACGCCUGGUAAGUGGUCUCGACCCCACCACCGUCACCCUGAUGAAAGGAUAUAAUCAGCGUCACGUCAUUCCUGACUAACUAGUCUAAAAAAGAGUAAAAGAGAUCAUCAUUAGUUGUAAUUAUCUGCACCACAUUCAUUCACAUACAUGGAAGGGGGAAAAUGAAGAAGUUGGUUAUAUAUAUAUAUAUAUAUAUAUAUAUAUAUAUAUAUAUAUAUAUAUA